Anneissia japonica is the source of this 1123-nucleotide messenger RNA. Its product is annotated as peroxidasin homolog. The transcript has 5 exons. Bases 165 to 887 code for a protein of 240 amino acids. The record is from RefSeq and is a predicted model, not a curated record. Lineage: Eukaryota; Metazoa; Echinodermata; Crinoidea; Comatulida; Comatulidae.
CAUUGCAAUCGGCCAAAGUUCACUCAUUUUUACUUGUUAACUCUGGAUGCUAUUUCAACUGAUACUCUGAAUGGAAUAACAAAGUUAGAAAUUCAGCGGCACUGUAUUUGUACUAAAUUUUUGGGCAUCAGAGGAUCUAGGAAUAUUGACAAAAAGAAUUAACUAUGAAGAAAUUAUUAUCACUGUUAAUAAUUGCGAUCAUAAUUAAACAGCAAUGUUGUCAAGAAGACCUACCUGCUAUAAAUGUCAUGGUUGUGCAUAGGGUAUCAGCCAAAGAGGGCGACAUUGCCAACCUAUUCUGUAAUUUUACAGCAGUUAACUCAGUUGGCGAUGUUGACAUCAAAUGGUAUACGCGAAUCUUUUCCUCCUAUUACGUAAUAGCCUCCGCGUCAAGUAAUUCACCGGUUGUGCUGGAAAGUUCAAGCUUAAUAGAUAGAGACCGGUAUGCAAUAACUGAUAUGGCCACUCUGGAAAUCGAUAACGUUUCGAGAUUGGAUACUGGGCAGUAUAAAUGUGAAGUCUUUGAUUCAUCCAAUAGCUCCAUCGGAGAUUAUGGCACAGUCAACCUCACUGUCACUUAUUUUGAUUUACCGGUUUCCUUCGAAAUAUCUCCAAGUGAAGUUGAAAUUGGUCUGAAUACCAAACUCUCUUGCGAAGUAACGAGUUAUCCACUUGCUAACAUCACAUUCUGGAAAGGAUCAGAGAAAAUGCAAGUUGACAGUGAAAAAUAUUAUGACGCUUAUGAAGGAAUGUGGAUAACCAAUAUCCAUAUUGAUGACGAUGGAGAAUACACAUGUCUGGCAGAUAAUGGCAUCGAGCAGCACUAUGCAGAUCCUAUUACGUUAACAGUGCAGUGUUUGUAUUCAAUUAAAAACAUUACAGCAUAACCCCGAGCGGCAUCGAAACUAUUAUUAGCAUGAUGAAUAUGAUGAUGAUGAUGAUGAUGAUGAUGAUGAUGAUGAUGAUGAUGAUGAUUAUGACGAUGAUGAUGAUCUAUGAUAAUAAUGAUAAUGAACAAUAACAAUAUCAACAACAAUGACGAUUCCGAUAACAAUGAUAAUGACGGACGUACACCUAUGAGUACGGGUUUACAGGUAAACGCAGCCAAGAGUCAGUGGCGGCG